Scomber japonicus (chub mackerel) is the source of this 2427-nucleotide messenger RNA. RefSeq names its product SKI family transcriptional corepressor 2 (gene skor2). NCBI's taxonomy places the organism in Eukaryota, Metazoa, Chordata, Actinopteri, Scombriformes, Scombridae. The coding region runs from base 7 to 2427 and encodes 806 amino acids. Gene Ontology annotation, molecular function: SMAD binding; DNA-binding transcription factor activity, RNA polymerase II-specific; RNA polymerase II cis-regulatory region sequence-specific DNA binding. Gene Ontology annotation, biological process: negative regulation of transcription by RNA polymerase II; negative regulation of BMP signaling pathway. The record is from RefSeq and is a predicted model, not a curated record. Gene Ontology annotation, cellular component: transcription regulator complex; nucleus. The transcript is spliced from 7 exons.
CCCAUUAUGGACAAGACCCGUCUUUCCAGCCCUAAUGACAUCAUCAUGACAAGUUCAACAGGCUCGUACCAGCAGGAACCCCUGACUCCACCCAGACCCAACCACCACCACUCUUCUUCCUCUUCCUUAUCCUCCCCAUCUCCCUCCUCAUCCUCCUCUCCCCUCAAGCCCAAUCAGGUCGGCCGGGUCAUCCUGUACGGCGUUCCCAUUGUAUCACUGGUCAUUGAUAACAAUGAGAGACUUUGUCUGGCGCAGAUUUCCAACACACUCCUCAAGAACUACAGUUACAAUGAGAUUCACAAUCGUCGUGUAGCGCUGGGCAUCACCUGUGUCCAGUGCACUCCAGUUCAGUUGGAGAUCCUUCGUCGGGCGGGUGCCAUGCCCAUAUCAUCACGCCGCUGUGGCAUGAUCACUAAACGUGAAGCUGAGCGCCUCUGCAAAUCCUUUCUUGGAGAGAACAUGCCACCAAAACUGCCUGACAACUUUGCCUUCGAUGUGACACACGAGUGUGCCUGGGGUUGCCGUGGUAACUUCAUCCCGGCACGCUACAACAGCUCCAGGGCCAAAUGCAUCAAGUGCUCCUUCUGCAACAUGUACUUCUCCCCAAAUAAGUUCAUUUUUCAUUCCCACCGCACACCAGACGCUAAGUACACCCAACCCGACGCUGCCAACUUUAAUUCCUGGCGACGACACCUCAAACUCAGUGACAAAGUCCCAGCUGAUGAGUUAGUUUAUGCAUGGGAAGACGUCAAAGCUAUGUUCAAUGGAGGCAGCCGCAAGAGAGCGCUGCCUUCUUCAUCUCAUUGUCCUUCUAUGGGUCCUAUGAAGACUCUCCCAGGCUCAGUGGUACCUCACAUGAUGGGAGCUGACCUGGGUGCCCAGAAAAGAGCCCGCUAUGAAGAUGAGGAUGACCUGGACGGAGGCGGUCUGUCUCCCUGUAAGACACCACGUAGCUACCCUGUCAUCCCUGUCCCAAGCAAAGGCUUCGGCAUGCUGCAGAAGUUCCCUCCUACAUCACUUUUCCCUUCACCAUACCCCUUCCCAGCAUUCAGCCUCUGCCAGCAGAAAAAAGAGGAUAGUGAUGUUUCAGCUGGACACAAAGGAGCGGGGUUGUCAGGUCUUUUAUGGCCUGGCCGUAAAGACACUUUUUAUCCACCUUUCUGUAUGUUUUGGCCACCAAGAGCAGCAGGUGGAAUCCCUGUGCCCACAUACCUCCAGCCUCAGCCCAGUGCCCUCUCCUCCCUGGCAGACAACCCCUCUCUCAGGCAGGCCUUUCUGGAUCUCUCAGACCACAGUGAGCCUGCCACUGUAGGUGGCAACGGAAAUGGCAUCAGUGGAACAUUGGCCCCUGGCAGUGGAACCUCCACACCCAGAUCAGGGCUGUUCGACCCUGAGUGCACAACGGUAACCUCUGACCUUCGCCCUGUGACAUCAGAGGGCUGGCUCAAACUGCUGGACACCCCAGCCCUCCAAACCAGGAAGCCGAGCUAUGGCUCUGCCUUCCGCCCUGUCAUCAAGGAUGCAGAGAGCAUUGCCAAGCUCCACAGCAGCAGUGAGGGAGUCACUGGUGCCACGGAUGAAGACAUCGGGGUCGUGGUUGCUGGGUCAGACCGCCACCAGCGGCUAUCGCCCAGCAGCAGCUGUAGUUACGGAAGCGAAAGCGGAGGCGAUGGAGAAGCAGAGGGAGUGGAGAGCGAGGAGGAGGGGGACGUUGAUGUGGAAUCAUCCAAGCAAGAGGAUGAGGAGGAGGAGGGGAUCUUUGCAACCAGGCCACCACAGACUCAAACCAACCUGUACCUCCCUGCACUCGGCGACAGCGCCGGAGAGGAGAGGGGGAAGGAGAGAGGGAGUGGCACAGUGUAUCCCAGUGCCUCCCCUCCCUCCUCCUCGGACCCCAUCCAGCAGGAGUCCCCCAGCCUGCCUGCCUCCCCGCCUGCCAGCCUGCCUCUCUCCAGCUCCACCCCGCCUCACCGAGAGGACCCAUCUUACAAAAACGUCCACAAAAACAGAGAUGAAGGACUACCUGCGUAUGUAACCAAAGACAACUCCAGCAUUUCUGAUGAAAGCAAAGAGCAGAAUAGUUUCUUUGUACCAGAGAGUGAGACGUCGGCACAGGACUACUGGAGGGAGAGCUCAGGUGAUCGAAGCCAAGGUGCUGCCUCUCCUGUGCCGUUAAAGAAGGACGUUGAGAACAUGGAAAAAGAGGAGCUCCAGAAGGUUUUGCUGGAGCAGAUUGACUUCAGGAGGAGACUGGAGCAAGAGUUUCACGCUCUGAAGGGCACCUCACCAUUUCCUGUCUUCCAUAAUUUUCAAGACCAGAUGAAACGAGAGCUCGCCUACAGAGAGGAGAUGGUCCAACAGUUACAGAUGAUUCCCUAUGCAAACAUCAUCAGAAAAGAGAAGAUCAGUUCUCAUCUUAACAAGUAG